AUGAGGUGUCUACAUUAGCAUUACUUCUGAAGUCGUCGUCUUCUUCUUCUUCCUGUCCCACUAAGCAAAGCCCCAACCCGAACCCAAACCCGCAACGAUACCUCACCUUCUCCCUCCUUCUCACUAUACUUCCCUCCACAUUAACUCUCUCUUUCUCCACAUAACACCUAAAGUUCUCAUCUUUGAUCUUUCUUCGUUCUGCUGCUUCACAUUUUUCUUUCUCUGAGCGCCAUGGAUCCUCCCAUCUAUGGUGUCUCCAGGAUUUUCUUCACUCUCUGCCUUUUCGUUCUCCUCUCUGCUUCCUCUGCUUCCUCUGCAUUGCCUCAAUACCCAUCUUCUCCUAGUAACAAGAACACGGGUAUCAAUUCAAACUCUGUUCUUGUCGCGCUUCUUGACUCGCAUUACACUGAGUUGGCUGAACUCGUUGAAAAGGCUCUUCUUCUUCAGACUCUUGAAGAAGCUGUCGGCAGAAAUAAUAUCACCAUUUUCGCACCCAAAAAUGAAGCUUUGGAGCGCCAACUUGACCCUGAGUUUAAGCGUUUCUUGCUCGAACCUGGUAAUCUCAAGUCUCUCCAGACUCUGUUGAUGUUCCAUGUUAUUCCUCAACGGCUCGGAUCCAAUGACUGGCCCUCUGAAAGAUCCAAGCUUUCUAGGCAUACCACUUUGUGCAAUGACCAUAUUCACUUAAUCAGUAAAACUUCUGGUAAGAAACUCGUUGACUCCGCCGAGAUAAUCAAACCGGACGACGUUAUCCGUCCCGACGGUGUUAUCCACGGGAUUGAGCGACUCCUAAUCCCGCAAUCUGUACAAGAAGACUUCAAUCGGAGAAGGAAUCUCAGAUCCAUAUCCGCAGUGCUACCAGAGGGUGCGCCAGAGGUGGAUCCAAGAACCCACCGGCUGAAGAAACCAGCAGCACCUGUGCCUGUCGGAGCACCACCAGUGCUACCCAUUUACGAUGCCAUGGCUCCAGGUCCUUCCCUGGCUCCGGCGCCGGCUCCCGGUCCCGGCGGACCUCAUCAUCACUUUGACGGUGAGAGUCAAGUCAAAGACUUUAUCCAGACACUAUUACAUUACGGAGGCUACAAUGAAAUGGCGGAUAUUUUAGUGAACUUAACCUCAUUAGCCACUGAAAUGGGGCGGCUGGUUUCCGAAGGAUAUGUGCUCACCGUCUUGGCACCAAACGACGAAGCCAUGGCCAAGCUGACGACGGACCAGCUAAGCGAACCCGGUGCACCGGAACAGAUAAUUUACUACCAUAUUAUCCCGGAGUACCAGACAGAAGAGAGUAUGUACAAUGCAGUAAGGAGAUUUGGGAAAAUAAAGUACGAUACGCUGCGUUUGCCUCACAAGGUGGUGGCUCAGGAGGCUGAUGGGUCGGUGAAGUUUGGGGCGGGUGAUACGUCAGCGUAUUUGUUCGAUCCAGAUAUUUAUACCGACGGCAGGAUUUCAGUGCAGGGAAUUGAUGGGGUUUUGUUCCCGGAGGAGGAGAAAGAGAGCGUUAAAAAAUCGACGGCCGCCGUUAAGGUUGUCACCAAACCCAGGAGAGGGAAGUUGAUGGAAGUAGCCUGUAGAAUGCUUGGAGCUUUUGGUAAGGAUUCACAUUUCAGUAGAUGUCAAUGAACCUGCACAGCUAAAAUUACUAGUAAAUAUGAUGGAAGGCUUGAUGGAUGGAUCGCCCAGUGUAUGAUUUCCAAAUAAUCCCACAUAAUUAAGAGAGGGGGAAGUGAUAGAAUUUGUUGUAAUUACUGCUAUCGCACAUCAAUUUUUAAUUAAUUUUUCUUCUUAGAAAACUCUUUUUUUUUCCCUGUCUUUUUAAUCACGGGUUUUGUUGUUUGUGGUUUGUGAAUUAAUUUUUUGAAUUUUUUUUUA
Manihot esculenta (cassava) is the source of this 1869-nucleotide messenger RNA. Its product is annotated as fasciclin-like arabinogalactan protein 17. Bases 232 to 1620 code for a protein of 462 amino acids. Lineage: Eukaryota; Viridiplantae; Streptophyta; Magnoliopsida; Malpighiales; Euphorbiaceae. The record is from RefSeq and is a predicted model, not a curated record. The transcript has 3 exons.